Molecule: messenger RNA, 1515 nt
Organism: Dreissena polymorpha
Lineage: Eukaryota; Metazoa; Mollusca; Bivalvia; Myida; Dreissenidae
Product: tripartite motif-containing protein 3-like
Exons: 2
Coding region: 174-1289 (371 amino acids)
Molecular function (GO): zinc ion binding
Source: RefSeq, a predicted model, not a curated record
CACUGUACAUUCAAUAUUCAAUCGACCAUUUUAUCAAAUAAGUUUACACCUAAAUUAGCCUAUCGAUUAACAGUAUACAAAUUCAACUACCGGUUAAAACUUAUAUCAGUAUAAAAAAUUCUAUACAGAUAUUUAACGACUUACACUGAAGAAAGUGAUAACUUAUUAUAAAGAUGGCGACGCGAUUGGUGAAUAAUCUCAAAGACGAGUAUCUGAGAUGUAGGAUCUGCUUGGAGCAGUAUGAGCUUCCGAAAUCACUGCCCUGCGACCACAUCUUCUGUCAGACUUGCCUCACGGAGCACGUGACGCAAACGGCCGUAAGACAAAAAGGCCACGUGGUGGUCACGUGCCCAUUAUGUCGUCACCAGACGACAGUGAAGUCACGUGACAAUUUCGAAGCGGAAUCCUGGGUAAAAUCGUUGCCUACAGACACCCUGAUCGAUUCCUUACAAAGAACGAUACACCUGCACGCCUCUUCGAACGAUAAAUUGUCCGCUGAGCGGUUGCCAAAAUUGUGUCAAAUUCAUGGCGGUAAACCACGCGAGGCAUACUGCUUCACGCAUGCGCAGUUAGUGUGCUGGGAAUGCGCCGCACGCGACCAUCGCGCGUGCGAAGUGGAUUCCGCAGAAAAGGCUAUAGAAGUAGUGAGGCCACAGAUAGAUUCUUUGAAGACAACGGUUUCGGAGCAGUUAGCAAAGGCGCGCGAAAUGGGAAAAAUCGACCAGAAGUUUACGGAUUCAAAGAACAAAACCCUACGCGAAAUACUUGACAUGGAAACCCGACUCGAGCAAAUGUACGAGUCCGCAAAGCAACAGUUUGCGCUUGCACGAGCGGAUGUGGAAGAAUGCAUGCGCUUGCAUCUCGAUGAUCGGAAGUCCUUCUAUGACGUGGUUUCGAAUCUUUUGGAGCAGAACUGCACGCUGGAGAUUCUUGGCACAGAAUCGGAUACAGCCCACGUUUUGUCGGCAAUAGAAAACAGCAGAGCAGAUGUCUUAAAAGCUAUUUCGGAUUUGUCACGUCUCGAAAAGAACAGUGCGAGCGGUGACAAAGAUUUUGUCUGCUUUGUUCGCGACGAGCAGAUGAACGCGUUUUUGAACAUGUAUUCUAGCAUCGGAUUCGUUGAUACAAACGUUUCCGGUUCUGCGCACGCAAUCCCGGAAAUGAAAACACCACGUGAUGCGCCGUCUUCCAUAUCGCAUAUUCUGAAGCGGCCUCCAAGUAAAAACAAGCCGGCGCCGGGUAAAGUGAAAGCAACUGCUAGAGCCCAAACCCAGAAGAAAAGUACCUGAGUGCAUUUUCAUUUAAAGUCCUGUCUUCAUCAGAAAAGGCAUUUUAGUUAAAAUGAUUGCAAAUAAUUACGCAUGUGCGCAGCACGUGUUUUGUCAAAUUAUCAAUCCGAGUUUAGAAGAAGCGAAACAUUAUAGCUUAUAAUUUGUAUUUGAAUAUUCAACUAUGCCUUAGUGUAGAAUCCGCCGUUUGACUCUCUACGUUAAUUAAUAAAAAUGUUGCUAUUAA